CUGGAGAAGAAGUGUCACUGUGACGGAGGCUGAACCAACAUGGCGGCCAUAGUGCGGUUUGUCAACAGAAGCAGCUACAGUUCAGCGAUGGGCCAACAGUUCCUGACGUUUAGCUCCGCAGCAAAGGUCCAAGCAGCUGGAGUCAGAGCUAAUUCAGUUCUUCCAGAGAAGGUGAAAAUAGUGGAGGUUGGUCCCAGAGAUGGUCUUCAGAAUGAGAAGACUCUCGUGCCCACCGAGACAAAAAUCAAUCUGAUUGACUUGUUGUCAGAGUCGGGACUGCCAGUCAUCGAGGCCACCAGCUUUGUGUCUCCAAAAUGGGUCCCACAGAUGGCCGACCAGGUGGAGGUGAUGAAGGGGAUUUGUAGAAAACCUGGAGUCUCUUAUCCAGUCCUCACCCCCAACCUCAAGGGAUUCCAGACUGCUCUGAAGGCGGGAGCUUCAGAGGUAGCCAUAUUUGGAGCUGCAUCUGAGCUUUUCAGUAAGAAGAACAUCAACUGCUCUGUGGAAGAGAGUUUGCAGCGCUUCGACGAGGUUAUGAAAGCAGCUAAAGAGGCCGGUGUGCCAGUCAGAGGAUACGUGUCGUGUGUUCUUGGAUGUCCGUAUGAAGGCACGGUUUCACCUGAAAAAGUGGCACAUGUAGCAAAGCGUUUGUACUCUAUGGGCUGCUACGAGAUCUCACUGGGUGACACCAUCGGAGUGGGGACUCCAGGUAGCAUGACUCAGAUGUUGGCAGCAGUGACCAAAGAGGUGCCAGUCAGUGCUCUGGCGGUGCACUGCCACGAUACCUAUGGCCAGGCCCUGGCUAAUAUUUUUGUAGCCUUACAGAUGGGAAUCAGUGUGGUAGAUUCAUCAGUGGCUGGACUGGGUGGCUGUCCCUAUGCCCAGGGUGCUUCUGGGAAUGUUGCAACUGAAGAUGUCGUCUACAUGUUGCAUGGACUUGGCAUUCAAACGGGAGUGGACCUCACCAAGCUAAUGACCGCCGGAGCGUUCAUCUGCCGGAGCCUGAACAGGAAGAGCAACUCCAAAGUGGCACAGGCCAUCUGUAAACUGUAACACAUUAACUUUGAUUUGUCAUCAUAUACCUGUAUGAGAAUAUUAUUCUUUUUAAUAUGUGGAUGGUACUGACCCCAUUUUCUUUUUAAUAAAUAAAGUUUUGGAUUAGAUGAUCACAUCAUGAAAGUGUACUGCUGGAACACAGUGCCUUAUGUCAAGUCACAGAAUCUCAAAGACUGAAAAUACACCUGUAAUAGAUGAAUUACCUGUUCAUGUCUGAAAAGACAGAAGUGUUGUUUUGGAUUUUUGAUCAUUCUCUGUUCCAAUGGUCUGGGGCAUUGUGCUGGUUGAUGAAAUGUGAAUGAAUUGUGUUUCAAAGUAUUUAUUUUUAAUAUACCUGUACAUAUGCGACUACGUUGUGAAAUUUAAAAAUAAACAUUUCAUAAAAGAAA
Molecule: messenger RNA, 1445 nt
Organism: Solea senegalensis (Senegalese sole)
Lineage: Eukaryota; Metazoa; Chordata; Actinopteri; Pleuronectiformes; Soleidae
Gene: hmgcl
Product: 3-hydroxy-3-methylglutaryl-CoA lyase
Exons: 9
Coding region: 40-1053 (337 amino acids)
Biological process (GO): L-leucine catabolic process; ketone body biosynthetic process
Molecular function (GO): hydroxymethylglutaryl-CoA lyase activity
Source: RefSeq, a predicted model, not a curated record